Plodia interpunctella (Indianmeal moth) is the source of this 3062-nucleotide messenger RNA. It is a transcript of the gene Aldh, whose product is annotated as Aldehyde dehydrogenase. Gene Ontology annotation, molecular function: aldehyde dehydrogenase (NAD+) activity. Lineage: Eukaryota; Metazoa; Arthropoda; Insecta; Lepidoptera; Pyralidae. The coding region runs from base 146 to 1684 and encodes 512 amino acids. The record is from RefSeq and is a predicted model, not a curated record. The transcript has 11 exons.
UCCUCCCUUCACCUUCAUCUUGACUUGCACAGAGUACUUUCUUGUUGAUUGACUGAUUGACCGACAGUUUGUCUUGUCGCCGGUCGGUCGGUAUUGUGGUGUUUACUUUGUUUGUAUCAUAUACCUAUAACUAGUAAAUUAUAAAAUGAUGUUCCGUAAUAUUAGCAAAGUAAUAAGACCUCAUACAGCUAAAUUUGGAACAGCCGCUUUGCCUGCGCCAAAUACUAACCCAGAAAUUUUAUACACUGGGCUCUUCAUCAACAAUGAGUGGGUGAAGUCGUCGGACGGAAGGACCUUCCAAACGGAGAAUCCUGCGACGGGUAAAGUGAUUGCUGAAGUGCAGCAGGCUGGCAAGGCUGAUGUUGACAAAGCUGUCCAAGCAGCCAAAGAUGCUUUCAAAUUGGGAUCGCCAUGGCGGACUAUGGAUGCUUCAGACCGCGGCCUGCUCCUCAACAGACUUGCAGAUCUCAUUGAGAGGGACCGGACUUACAUAGCGAGUCUGGAAACCCUGGACAACGGGAAACCAUACACGGCAGCUUAUUACGGCGACCUUGGGGGUUCUAUCAAAAACCUUCGGUACUACGCUGGUUGGGCCGACAAGAACCAUGGACAGGUGGUGCCAGCCGAUGGGAAAUACUUGGCGUACACCCGCCACGAGCCCGUUGGUGUCUGUGGCCAAAUAAUCCCAUGGAACUUCCCGCUGUUGAUGGCCGCGUGGAAGUUGGGCCCGGCGCUGGCGACCGGCAACGUGGUCGUCAUGAAGCCAGCCGAACAGACACCGCUCUCUGCGCUCUACAUCGCUCAGCUCGUCAAGGAGGCGGGGUUCCCCGCGGGUGUGGUGAACAUGUUGCCGGGGUACGGGGACGCGGGCGCGGCGCUCGUGCAGCACCGGGACGUCGACAAGAUCGCCUUCACCGGCUCCACGGAGGUGGGCAAACUGAUCCAGCGCAGCGCGGCGGACACUCUGAAGAGAAUCACCCUGGAGCUGGGCGGGAAGUCGCCCAACAUCAUCCUGGCCGACGUCGACCUGGAGAAGGCGGUGGAGUCGGCUCACAUGGCGUUGUUCUACAACAUGGGACAGUGCUGCACUGCUGGUUCCAGAACGUUCGUGGAGGAUAAGAUCUACGACAAGUUCGUGGAGCUGUCGGCGGAGCGCGCCCGCCAGCGCGUGGUGGGGGACCCCUUCCGGCCCGACGUGGAGUCCGGCCCGCAGAUCGACCGCGAACAGCUAAAUAAGAUAUUGGAGCUGAUCUCGAGCGGCAAGCGUCAGGGCGCGCGGCUGGUGGCGGGCGGCGGACGCGCGGGCGACGCGGGCCACUUCCUGCAGCCCACAGUCUUCGCUGACGUCGGCGACCACAUGGACAUCGCCCGGACCGAGAUCUUCGGGCCGGUGCAGCAGAUCAUCAAGUUCUCGUCGCUGGAGGAGGUGGUGGCGCGCGCCAACAACACAGACUACGGCCUGGCCGCCGCCAUCUUCUCCAAGGACAUCGACAAGGUCAAUUACCUCGUGCAGGCGCUGCGCGCGGGCACAGUGUGGGUGAACGACUACAACGUGUUCGCGAACCAGGCGCCCUUCGGCGGCUUCAAGCAGAGCGGCGUCGGGAGGGAGAACGGGGAGUAUGGGCUGCGGAACUAUACUGAGGUCAAGUCCGUCGUCGUCAAACUCACUGAUAAGAACUCGUAAUUUUAUAACUAAUAACUUUCAUUUUGUAUUGUAAGAUUUCGUUAUACAGGGUUACUGGUAUCUAACGGAUAACCUUCCAAAGCCGCAUAAGGUACAUAGAGACUAACAUCUUUUGUUCUACGACUUUUGUCUAAACGUAAUAAAUACAAAAAAAAAUUGUUUUUUUUUUGUUUUAAUGUCGUUUGUAUAAAACGUUGACUCUAUAUUCGAUUCCGCCACAUGUUAGCAGCUACUGUACUGUCUCGUGUUGCUCAACAUAGAGUUGUGUGGAAUCGCAAAUUAGAUUGUAUUAUUUUUAUACGAAAAAAAAAACGAGGAAUCACGAAAAAUCUUAGAAUAAAAGUUAAUUGUUUCGAUGUACACAAGUAGUCUUAGAGUAGGAGGUUUUGCGUUUGAUACCAGUAACCCUGUAUAUAGGGUCCGUUUUUAAACAGCAGUCGAAUUUUCACACGACCCAAUAAAAAUAGUGCCGAGGACGAAGUGUUGGGUUUGCAUUUCACUUCUCACACACAGCUAACCAAUCACAUUGCAGAGUGGUUGUCGUCGCGUCACAACGGCGCACUGAUUGGUUCACCUGCGGCUCAUUGCCAAUCGACUCGAUAGUGAGAAGUGAAAUAUAAACCCACAUGUCGUCCUCAGUUAUCCAAAGGAAUUUACAGCACAAAAAAAAUACAAAAUAAAAUUUCGUUCUAUUUUUUAUGUCGUCGAAAUUGAGCUGGUGUUUAAAGCCACCCUUACGGCAACGUUUCCAGCUAAGUAUAUAAAUACAACAGACAGUGAAAAAAACAACCUAUUUUUCUCCACAGAGGGAGAAUGGGGAGUAUGUAUUUAAAUCUAAGCUUUACUCGUUAUAAAUGAUGUCAAUCAUUCAAAAAGUGAGUGUCUUAUGUCUAUUUUUACACUUGUAUAUACAAACAUAAUCAUAAACACGGCACAGCUGCGAUCUGAAAACGCGCGACGCGUGCUAUAUAAUGUGUAUGGUCGCGCGUUGGCAGCGUCUUGCAUUUUUAUUCUAUGCUCAACAAUGAAGCAAUUUACUUGUGUUCAUUUAAGUUUUAAAAUAGUUAAAGACGUUUCGAUUGUAAAAAUAUCAAGACAACAUUUUUUAUAAGGUUCAAAAUGUUGUCCUUGAUACGACUUUCAAAAUAAAGUCUCAAAACAAAAACAGGUGCUAAUUACAUAUAAUGUUGUGUGCAACGAAUGCAACGUCUUCCAUAUAUCUCCAUAUAAUGGACAAUGUUAGUGUAAACACAACUUAUUAUGAUUUUAUAUUAUUUCUCAGUACCAUCUUAAACUUUAUGUAAGCUUAUGUACCUAUUUGUAUAAUCUUCAGUGCUGUGUCAUAGAUAUAUUUUCUAAUAAAAAACCAUUUAUAUAA